UCUGUCCCCUCUUUUUUAGGGUUUUCACAUAAAAAUCCCCGAUAUUUCCUCUAUCCAAAAAAAAUUAAGGAAUAUUUGGAUUUAUUGGAUUUCGUUUCGGUUUUUGUGGAAUCUUUAUCUAUUUUGAUCCGGAAUAAUUGGAGCUGCUUGCGCAAAUCUUGUACUCAGAUGGUGCAUUUAAUGAAACCAGGAAAUAUACCGGUAGAACAUGAAAUGAUGUCGUCUAGGUCAUCGAAGGUGAAAAGGGAGAUCGUCGAGGAUCCUUUCGAAGAUGAACACGCUCCUUUUAACAAGCGAUUGAAGCAAUCGAAAACUGUUCAACAGCAGUGGGGUGCGGGUGCUAAUGCAUGUAAUCCUGUUCCACCGGCACAAUAUAAUCCGCUCGAUGAGCCGAGUCCUUUGGGACUGAGCCUAAGGAAGAGUCCAUCACUUUUGGAUUUAAUCCAGAUGAGGCUUUCUCAGGGGGGUGCUUCAACCCCAGGGACUGAUGAUAAUACCAAAGAUGGAGGAGUUAAGAAAGAGAGCAAAGCUCCUGCUGCGUCUGGCGCUAUCGACAAGCUCAAGGCUUCAAACUUUCCUGCCUCUAUUCUGAGGAUUGGUAGCUGGGAGUAUAAGUCGAGAUAUGAAGGGGAGUUAGUUGCCAAGUGUUAUUUUGCGAAACAUAAGCUUGUUUGGGAAGUUCUUGAAGGUGGUCUUAAGAGUAAGAUUGAAAUUCAGUGGUCUGAUAUUAUGGCUUUAAAGGCUACUUGUCCUGAUAAUGAACCUGGGACAUUGACUGCUGUGUUGGCUAGACAGCCUCUUUUCUUUAGGGAAACUAAUCCACAGCCCAGAAAGCAUACCUUAUGGCAGGCAACUGCAGAUUUUACUAAUGGACAGGCCAGCAUACACAGGCAACACUUCCUGCAAUGUCCACAAGGGCUGUUAAAUAAACACUUUGAAAAGCUUAUCCAGUGUGACAUGCGCUUGAACUUUUUAAGUCGCCAGCCAGAGAUAAUUUUGGAUUCACCUUAUUUUGAACAGCGGCCUUCUGUUUUUGAGGAUCCAGAUGACUCAAAAUGUCAAGAUUAUAGUCAAGUAGAGGCUAACAAAGCAUCAUCUAUUUCCAGCUUCCAAGAUCUAGCAUCACCAUCUGCUGCUCACUCAUCUUCUUUAGAGUUUGAAAUAGGGGAUCAUGCUGUUACAACAUCAGAGCACAUGUCCCGAGAAGCUCCUUCACCCAGUUCAGUGAUGGAUACUCAUACAAUUGAAGGGAGUGGAAACUGUGAUGCGGUUGAUUCAAAGGGGCCUAGAAAUUGGGACCAGAUGAAAGUGCCUGGCCUGCAUCCGUCUAUGUCGAUGACCGAUCUUAUGAAUCAUAUAGAAAAUUGUAUUUCGGAGCAAAUCACAUCUGGAAAUCCACCUGUUUCAGGGGAUGGAUCAGAAACUGCGAACGUUUUAGAGGACAUUGCACAGUACCUCCUCAAUGACAACCAACUAACAACAUCGUCUGAUGAGAAAAGGCUCAUGGCUCGGGUCAAUUCUCUGUGUUGUCUCUUGCAGAAAGAGCCAACCUCAACCCAGAACUUACAAGUUAACGAAGAAAAUUUCGUUGCUGGAUCUGAUAACGGGAAAGGUGUUGAGCUAAACAGCGUCUUUGAGUCGCCGAAUGAGAAUAAAAACAAAGGUGGUAUAAAGAACUCUGAGCUAAACCUGAAGGAUGUUUCAGGCAGCAAGCAAGUGGCUGGCAUGUCAAGGAAAGACUCAUUUGGGGAACUGUUGCUGCAUCUCCCUCGAAUUGCAUCUCUUCCGAAGUUCUUGUUUAACAUUUCUGAAGAUGACGGCGAGAGUCAAGCUCGAUAAGGUAGCUGUUUGAUUGUCAGAAGGUGCCAAAUGUGAAAUAGUGAGUCUAUUUUAUUAUCUCCUUUGAAAAUGCAGGUUCGUUGGCGGUCUAAUAUUGUCGUGUAUGUAUCUCUUGCACAAAUUUGAAACGUGGGGGGAUUCAGAAAUUUGUUUUGAUGAAGAAUCCCUGUAAAUAUUCCUUGUAAAAAUCUCUACUAGUGGUGUUAGGUGUUUCUUGGUUGCAGUAUUGCUUAGUAUGAAUUGCACGUCUCCUGCAUGCUUUUCUUUCUUGCCAGUUUCAGGAAUUAGCCUAUAGAUUUAUUCUUAUUUUGUUUACUAAAAUUCAAUGGUACAUAUUCUUAUUUUGUUUA
Messenger RNA from Mercurialis annua (annual mercury), 2189 nucleotides. RefSeq lists its product as uncharacterized. The transcript has 6 exons. NCBI's taxonomy places the organism in Eukaryota, Viridiplantae, Streptophyta, Magnoliopsida, Malpighiales, Euphorbiaceae. The record is from RefSeq and is a predicted model, not a curated record. The coding region runs from base 169 to 1839 and encodes 556 amino acids.